Messenger RNA from Pygocentrus nattereri (red-bellied piranha), 3704 nucleotides. It is a transcript of the gene gja4, whose product is annotated as gap junction protein alpha 4. The record is from RefSeq and is a predicted model, not a curated record. Gene Ontology annotation, cellular component: connexin complex. The transcript is spliced from 2 exons. Gene Ontology annotation, biological process: cell communication. NCBI's taxonomy places the organism in Eukaryota, Metazoa, Chordata, Actinopteri, Characiformes, Serrasalmidae. The coding region runs from base 150 to 1214 and encodes 354 amino acids.
ACUGGAAAAGCAUGGGAAAGUUCCUCUCCCUCGGAAUCACUUUUCCCCAUAACCGCCAUUCAGCUCGGAGGAGAGACUCGGAGGGAGGAACUGUUGCACAGACAGAUCAGGACAGCACAAACACAUCCAGAGAGUGACAGGUGCAGAGGAUGUCCAGAGCUGACUGGGGUUUUCUGGAGCGUUUGCUAGUGGAAGGUCAGGAGUAUUCGACGAACGUGGGACGUGUGUGGCUCACUGUACUCUUUCUCUUUCGCUUGCUCGUCUUGGGAACGGCAGCCGAGUCAGCCUGGGAUGACGAGCAGUCCGACUUCAUCUGCAACACCAAACAGCCCGGUUGUGAGGCCGUCUGCUAUGAUAAGGCUUUUCCUGUCUCCCACUUUCGCUACUUUGUUCUGCAGGUCAUCUUCGUCUCCACACCCACCAUUUUUUAUUUUGGCUAUGUAGCUCUGAAGACACAUGAGGACCAGCAGACAGCAGAGGAGACCAGAGAGGAGCAGCGUGGGAGGCAGAGGAAUGGAAAAGCCAAUCAGAGUAAGCUAGAUGUAAUAAAGGAAGAGGAUGAGGAAGAUGAGAAGCAGGUGGAAAAUAAGAAGAAACAGGGAGCGCCUCCAAAGCUGAAAGGGAAGCUGCUAAGUGUCUACGCGGUUAGCAUAGUCCUAAAGAUUUUGCUCGAGGUGGGCUUCAUUGUGGGUCUUUGGUUCCUCUAUGGAUUUGUAGUUGCGGCAAAGUAUGAAUGCAAGCGUCAACCCUGCCCUCACACUGUGGACUGCUUUGUCUCGCGGCCAACUGAGAAGACCAUUUUCACCAUCUACACUCAGAUCAUUGCCGCAAUUUCUGUGUUCCUGAAUGUUCUGGAGUUGUUUCAUCUCCUUAAGCUGGCCAUCACCCGUAGUCUGGAGAAGAGAUACCAGUACCAUGAGCUUGGGAGGCAGAUAGAGAGGACUCCUACAAAACUGGAGCUGGCAGAGGUUCAUGCUCUUUCAUACGAGGAGAAGGGACAUCUUUUUCUCCCUGUAGACAACGACAGCUAUACCCAGUCUAGCCUUGACUGGACUGAGAGGGAGCACCACCUAGCUGAGGACAUGCUCCCUAGCUACUCAAACUGUGUAAGAAACAGCAAACCCAGACAUCAGUCAAAAAAGCACAUCCACUCCAAAAAACACAGUAGAAGUGACCAUAAAGAGAAGCGCUCCAAAGACAAAUACUAUGUAUGAAGACAAAUUGAAAACUAAUUAGCCUGGUCCAGUUUAAUGGAUCCUGUUUAGGAACAUCAGAGCGAAGGAUGCAAUUCUCAGUGCGUAACUGUGAGACAAAUGCCAUUUCCCUUGUUUGGAAUGUACUGUGCUCCCGGCUAAACUGCCUUCCUCCAAAAGCGUUUAAAGGUGUUAAGGGGUGAAGUGGCAGCCACGCAAACCCAUUAACAUCUCUGCUUCAGCAAUGCUGAUGCUCAGCACACAGAGGAAUAAUGGUUCUAGAGAGUCACGUGAGGGUGGACAGUGCAAAGCCAAAGUGCAGUUUAAGAUAAAGGUACAGCAAAAAGUAGCAAUUAAAUGAAUGUUACAUUAAAAAAGAUUUAUCACGCCCAUCAGUCAGCCAGUGUUUAUGUAUUUAUCCAUAAUUUCUACAUAUAGAAAAGUGCUUUUUUUAGUUUUUAGUCUCAGGAUGCAGCCAAACUCACAGCUGUCUAAAAAGUGUAUAACAAAACUUAAUGAUCUGUUCAACUGUAACUUUUCUUCAGAGCAGAGUAUUUCUGUAACAGUGAGUAAACAAAGCUGAUGCAGUGUACCAGCCAAAUAUGUGAAUUAAGAAACCAAGUAUUUAACAAUAGUUAUUUUUUUUAUUUUAUACUGAAUUUUAUAUUUAUUCUGUUUAGUUCUAAUAAAUUUGUUCUUUAGUUUUCAUUCACGUGUUUGUCAUAUUUAGGGCUUUUUUGUCAGAAAAGGUAAGUGCUUAUUUAAUAUAACAUCUUGUGCAGACCUCUUCUUUUAAAGCCUACAUCAUACAUAACCAUGCAUCACACUUGGUGACUUAGUACUGAUCGGCAGUAUACAUAAAGAGAGCACAAUUUAAAGAAUCCAGCAAAAAUGUCUAACAAGGCCUUCAAUUCAACCAAUUUGCUAGCUUCUUAUUCAAAUUUACUGUCUAGAGCCUGAUAGAUGAAUGGGGAAUGUAGCUGCUGCAGCAUUUAGGGUAGAACAGAAUUGGAAAAAGAAACUUGCGGAUGUCUAAGUUUACGAUGUGAAAGCACGCACAAACGAAAUGUCUUCAUGCUAAAUUAUUGCAUGGCAUUACUUGGAUUCACUGGAAGAAACUAGCUUUUCAUUUGCAUACCAGAUAAUCAUAAGGGAAUUUAAAAUGUCAUCUAAAGCCAUUUCAGUCUGAAAUCAGUUCAGCAUUAGAAGGCACUUUCCAGCUAAAACCUGUUCAUCAAAUGUUUGUUUGGAGGCAAAAGGUUCAUUGUUAUUCAAGACAUGGAGAUAAUUUUCAGCACACUCUGCUUCGAUAGUCUUUGGACUGGUUUAAACUGGAAUAAGCCUAGUCUAGGACUAAAUUGCAGUGCCAAUUGUGCAUCACCCUUGGAGAUUCUUUGUAGUCUAAGUUUAGGCUUAAUCUCUGUUUGUUAAACCAGCCCAUCUAUUGUAUUUUUUUUUGUAAAUGCUUCAAAGUUCUGUCAUAUAAAACAGUGAUAAUAUUCAGACACAGUGGUUGUUAUACAAGAAUCAACAUUCUUUCCUAAAAUAAACUGUUCUCAUCAUACAUUCAUAUAGUGUACAUGGUUACUUCACUGGUUAAUUUGACAGAGAGAUUUUUUCCAAUUAGACUGUGACACAUUUUACUAAUGGUAGCCAGAAGGUAGUUAAUCGAAAAUGUGUCAGGGUCUGCUUCCAGCUAUAGAUAUGGGUAGAAUAAAAUAAAGUAGUCUAUGUAUAGUAGCCCUUAGACACAGCAUCAAUUUUUGUGGUGAAAGUCUCCAUUUAAAGCCUGAAGUGUUAUAUAAAGGAAUGCACUAUUGUAUCAUAUGUAUUUGUGUUCAGAAACUAUUCAAAAUGUUUGCUACAACUCAUUUUUCGAAGAGCACUAAAAGGAAUAGUUCAUGGAGAAUUUACACAAUUAUCCACAUUCCCCAGAUGCACUCGAUCAGUUAAGACAUCUGCUCUCCAAAUUUCACUGGUUUGCAUUUAGUCAGUCUUAGCGGGUAUGGUUUAACUAUAAAAUAAGCAAAAGUUCACAAUGCAGCUGAACAUGUGCACAGCCAGGUUACGAUCUAAUUAAACCCAAUGCAUUAAUUGAGAUAGUAAUAAACUAAAUAUAUACAACUUCAUCAUUAAUAGGGUGUUUUCUAUUGGGAGGUGGCGGUCCCAAACGCUAACCCUAAGCAAGGCUUUAUUUUAGCCACACCCCUGCAUUUUACAGCAGGAUAUGAGACUGCAUCCCUGUCCCUCAUGACCACAUAGUGAGCACUUAGAUCCCAUUGUUUAAAGGUAAAUGGGUCACCAAAGUCUGAAAAGCAGUGUAUUACAUUGGGAAUUGUUACUAUCAAAAUUCAUUUUCUGCCAUUAACAAAACUUUUUUGUGUUUAUAUGUGUAAUAUGUACAGUGUUUUAUAUGUGUACAAAAGCUGUGUGUACUAUCAUGUAGUGGCUAACAUUUUUGACUUCUGCUUAAAAUUAGCUACAAUUGUCUCUAUUAAAUGGUUAAUAAUG